AAUUGAUGAAAAAGGGGGUAAAAAAUAUAAAUAUAAUAAUCUUUUUUUUUUUUUCUGCCUCAAAUAUUUUCACAUUCUUUUUACUUUACCCAAAAUAUCAUGCCAUUAGUGAUUUAGUCAAAAUGUAAAAAUGUAUGAACAUCUAAAUCAACAUUGUGUCGAACCCACGGGGAGAUGUUACAGAUGUGCUUUGUGUCUGUGUCCAAUGUAAAAAAAAAUAUUAUAAUAAUACUUUUUGACAAUUACUUAUUUACUUAUUUUAGGUUUCAGGAAGUGUGUAGGUCACAUUCUGUAUCAUACAGCUAUGAAGGUUAUAUAUUUACAACCACCUGCUGAUAGGAAUACAGCGAUGUCUGUGUUUUGAGUGUCCUAGAACUGUCUAGUUUUUUGUUUUCUGACUUCUAAAACAGAAUAAGUAAUGUAACUGUAUUACCAGGAAGCUCUACAACAUCAUUUGUUUAAAAAUCACACCAAGAUUGUUUAAAUUAUGAAAUGUUUGAAAACUGGCCUCAGGUUAUUGAGGGAUCUGAUUUGAAUUAAACCUCAUAGCAAGGCAGUUUUAUCAUGUGGAGAUUUCAUUCUGUUCUCGCUUUAAAUAAACACUGUCUUUGGCAGGAGGAAAACCAAACUUGGAGGAACCAGAGAUGUCCAAACCAGCAAGAAGACACCUCUGCUCUCAGAUUGGAAAGAGUUUUGCCAAGUUAGGAAGCCUGAAAACACACGAGAGAAAUCUCACAGGGGAGAAGCCUUACCACUGCUCCCAGUGUGGAAAGAGUUUUAUCCAGUUAGCAAGCCUGAAAGCUCAUGACCGAAUACACACAGGGGAGAAGCCUUACCACUGCUCCCAUUGUGGAAAGUGUUUUAGGCAGCAAGGAAGCCUGAAAGUUCAUGACCGAAUACACACAGGUGAGAAGCCUUACAACUGCUCCCAUUGUGGAAAGAGUUUUAACAGAUUAGGAGGCCUAAUAGCUCAUGAGCGAAUACACACGGGGGAGAAGCCAUACCGUUGCGCCCAGUGUGGAAAGAGUUUUGGCUCAUUGGGAAACCUGCAAUCUCAUGCACGAUUACACACAGGGGAGAAGCCAUACCAUUGCCCCCAGUGUGGAAAGAGUUUUCGCAUGUUAGGAAACCUGCAAUCUCAUGUGCGAAUACACACUGGGGAGAAGCCAUACCAUUGCGCCCAGUGUGGAAAGAGUUUUAGCAUGUUAGGAAACAUGAAARCUCAUGAGCAAAUACACACAGGGGAUAAGCCUUACCACUGCUCCCAGUGUGGAACUAGGUUUACCAGGUUAGGAAGCCUGAAAAGACAUGUGGACACACACCUUUCCAUUGCGCCCUGUGUGGAACGAGUUUUAACCAUUUAGGAAACCUAAAUAGAAAUGAGAGAAUACACACAGGGGAGAAGCCUUUCUAUUGCGCCUAGUGUGGAAAGAGUUUUAGCUCGUUAGGAAACAUGAAAUAUCAUGAUCUAAAUACACCCCUGGGAGAAACAAAUGUCACUUAAAAGGGAUGUGAGAAUCCACAGAAAAAAUAACUUCUCCUGCUGUGUAAACUGAUAUUUCACAUCACAUUGACUUUAAAUUCAUCAGAGAACUUACACAGUGUUCCCAUUGUCUUAUAUUGUUGACUGAGAAU
This is a messenger RNA of Salvelinus sp. IW2-2015, 1635 nucleotides long. Its product is annotated as zinc finger protein 79-like. Gene Ontology annotation, cellular component: chromatin; PcG protein complex; transcription regulator complex. NCBI's taxonomy places the organism in Eukaryota, Metazoa, Chordata, Actinopteri, Salmoniformes, Salmonidae. Gene Ontology annotation, molecular function: RNA polymerase II cis-regulatory region sequence-specific DNA binding; DNA-binding transcription factor activity, RNA polymerase II-specific. Gene Ontology annotation, biological process: regulation of transcription by RNA polymerase II. The record is from RefSeq and is a predicted model, not a curated record.